Molecule: messenger RNA, 306 nt
Organism: Staurois parvus
Lineage: Eukaryota; Metazoa; Chordata; Amphibia; Anura; Ranidae
Source: the annotation of a GenBank genome assembly
UCAUUUUUCCUUCUCUCUGACUGCAUUCUUGCAGCCAUUGAGAAAUACUGUGUGAGCUGUGAUUGGUCACAGCUUGUCACAUGGUACAAGACUGUUGCGAAUAGCCUUGUACCAUGUGACCUCUAUGAUCAUUCACAGAUUUCAUACGUAGUAAGCAAUGAUGUCAGAAGUGACAUCUUGCUUACUACUCUUCAUGUGAUCACUGAUUGGCCAAUCAGUGAUCACAUGAUCGGGACCUCGUACAGAGGUCCCAUACAGCGGCUUCCAGGGAGUGCGCACGGUCCAAAAUGGCGGGUACUGUUUAUG